This is a messenger RNA of Racocetra persica, 404 nucleotides long. NCBI's taxonomy places the organism in Eukaryota, Fungi, Glomeromycota, Glomeromycetes, Diversisporales, Gigasporaceae. The record is from the annotation of a GenBank genome assembly.
UGGAUGAACAUAACUAUAAGUUGUCCAUUGAAGCUCUACAAUUUGAGAAAUUAAAGGCAUUUACUAAGGAGAUGCAAGAUGAUAUUGCAUUUUAUAUGAAAAAUAAUCUCAAAAAAGCACUUCGUGAAAAAUUGGGUAAUUCAUUUGCAGAUUUUUAUUUUGCAUUUUGGAAAUGCCGAAAUGCUGAAACUCUUGAUACUUUCAAUUAUUACUGGAGAGAGAUGGCAUGUGAGUUUACGACGAUGCUAUUUACGCUUGGAAUUGAGUCAACAUCAUUCGUAGAAAGCCAGAAUGCUUGUAUAAAACAUGUUCUUGAAAACAAUAACACCUCUCUUUGUGAACUUGGUAAAGUUAUAAUGAAUCAUGUUGAAGAAUGGCUGAAACAAAAACAAUAUGAAGCUUGA